Messenger RNA from Adelges cooleyi (spruce gall adelgid), 1505 nucleotides. Its product is annotated as ovomucoid-like. The transcript has 3 exons. Gene Ontology annotation, molecular function: protein binding. NCBI's taxonomy places the organism in Eukaryota, Metazoa, Arthropoda, Insecta, Hemiptera, Adelgidae. The coding region runs from base 110 to 430 and encodes 106 amino acids. The record is from RefSeq and is a predicted model, not a curated record.
AGUCUAUAUAACAGCUCUCGCCUGUCAUCCGGUUAUCAAAUCGCAACGAUUAUUGUACCCGUGCACGAAUCCGUAUUGUACUACUACCACAGCCAUCGUCUUCGUCAUCAUGAAAUCGUUAGCAUUAAUCUUCCUAGUCGGUUUGACCGUGAUCGUGUUGGCAAACGGCUUGCCGGCCAACGACAAGAAGGUCGGCAAUAGCCACAAGCUAAAGGCGUCCACCUCAACCACUACGAUUUCACCGGGCCGCAAGUGCGACACGGUUUGCACUCUUGACUACAAACCUAUUUGUGGAUCCGACGGCCAAAAAGUGAACUUGAGCUUCGGCAACAAGUGCGUGAUGGAGAAUUACAACUGCGAACACAACACGAAACUUACGGUGAAGUCCGAAGGCGAAUGUCCCAACAGCAAAGGCAUCCGUCUCGCUUAAGACCGCGUUUGGCGGCCGAAAAAUGACACCAUCGCGCUGAUCUAAUAGAAAGUCAAAUAAAAUUUGUGUAUUGUUUUUAUUUUUUAAUUUUUAUCGAGUUUAUAAUAAGAAUAGUAUUUUUUAUUUUAUCCAUUGUGUCACAGCUGACGCCUAUUACACACUAAAAAAGUAGUUCACAAGCACCAAGCAAAUGUUGCGCUCAAAUUCCAAAAAUCAGAUUUUGCUGUUUUUUUCUUUAUUGUAACACACUUAGUCCGUCAAAGUCCUCAUGUUUUUUUUUAUAAACAAAAGUGUCGUUUAUUACUAAAUUUUAUUACGAUUUAUACUAUUGUUUUUUUUUAAACUCAAAUUUAGCGCUGGCUUAUUUAUUUUGUUUGUACAAUACUAGUUUAUAUAAUUUUCCCAAAAUCCGUUGCAAAUACAAAUUAUUUGUUUAUCUGAAAAUGGUUUUCGGUUAGGUGGAGUAAUAAUUUAAAUCAAUUAUAUUAAAAACCUAGUAAUCUAGUGUAAAACUAAAAACGUUAAUAAAAUGUUAUAUUGUGCUGAAAUAUUUUCUUUUAUUUAAUUAAAUCAUUAAAAAAUAUUAUGGUAUUUCAACUGCUGCCUGGAAAUCAACUUGACCUUAAGACUUAAUUAGUUAUUUGCUUAUAAAAAAAAAAACAGUUUCAUACAUAUACUUUGAUCUAUUUGCCUUUUUAAUGAGUCAAAUAAACGUCGUGACUAGUAGGGAAAUAUUAUAAGUUAUUUUUUUGUAUUAUUUUUUAUUUAUAAUGUCAACAUGAUGUCAACAAGAAAGCCAUUCGGUGGACCGUAAUUGAUAAAUUAUUUUCACCAUCAAAAACUACCGCGACAUCUACAAGAGUGAAUAUGAAGUGUACAAUAAAAAUAUAAUACCCGUUGCCAAGUAUAACGCUACAGAAAUAAAUUUGUUCUAAUUUCAGUUAUAUACUUUGCUUUACUAUUAUUAUUUUUUUGUAUAAUAGGUACAUUCGUCCGAUUCGGUUAGUAUACAACUGAAAUUACAACUUUAUGUUUGUAAACUGAUGAAAUCCAAAUAAAUGAUCUUUGAGUUAGA